AUGGCAAAUGUACGGAGUAUCAUUGAGAAAGCGAACAUAGACUAUCUUGUCCUGGACAAAGGGGUCUAUAAUCACUAUAUAGCGCAUGGUUGUCGAAUCUUACAAGACCUCCUGGACCAGGUACUUGAGAACUACUCGACUAUGGGAAGAGGCUAUUACCGCACUUCCGAUGUCGGGGUUCACACAAUAGUUACUUAUACUUAUAAUAAGUGCUGGAUACGACACGCGAACAGCCAAGUUCGCCGACUAUCCUAUCUAGCUUUGGCGUACCCGAACCAAAGCCCAAAUGAUCUCGUUAGAAGAGGGCGUUUUAUGGGAGAACGGUUCGGGCAGGUGAUGCAAUUCAUAAGGUAUAGAUUGUUACUCUGGCUUGCCCUUCUCGUUACUCCCAACUCAGCACUAGGAGGCUGCACUGCAAUGGAGGAUGUCGUUUGCAUUAGCAACGCAUUGCACGCGGCCCUCAACCUACACCCAAACAAGAAACCGUCAGAUGUUGAGAUUAGCACCGGUCGUAGGGAACGGGGAACGGGGUCAUCACUGCCAAAAACAAGGAGGUUCCCUUACACCUGGCGUGCACCUCUUGAUCUUGCAGGAACCAAAACCACGGAGAUGAUAUUAGUACUUGUCAAGCCGAAGCCCAGUCACCUCCUGCUGCUGGGAGCCGUGGGCAUUAUCUCCAUAUGGGGCUUCAUUGGAUACUGGGGUGGCAUGUUCGAUAACUUUGAUGCUAUUGUUGCUUCCUCUAAAGUUCGUGUUCACCGGGGAUUUGGGCGACGAGCGGCAAUUCGCUUCAAGCGUUAUAUAAGGACAACGGGGAUGCCGUCAUUGCUCCACGAGCGGGCGUUGAUGUGGAGAUUGCUCAUUAGCAUAAAGAAUACUAUUAUCGUGCACGUUAGAUUCUAUAGUAGAAGAGCUAUACAUAAUAAAUCUUCUAGUGAUAGUCGAAAUCAGCUUCUCCCAAUUUCUAAUAUUCUGGAGGCAGAGAUAGAAUAUAUCUCAAAGAAGCCUUCAAGGUAUGGAAAGACGGAACGCAGGCGCGCAAUAAUGAUCUCCGUCCUCAUCAUCAAGCUCUUCAGACCCUUCUUUAUAUCCACUUUUUGGAAUAAAAUACGCACUUUUCCUUCUAUCCACUGUUUAAAAUACAUAGACUUCUAG
This is a messenger RNA of Microsporum canis CBS 113480, 1155 nucleotides long. RefSeq lists its product as uncharacterized. NCBI's taxonomy places the organism in Eukaryota, Fungi, Ascomycota, Eurotiomycetes, Onygenales, Arthrodermataceae. The coding region runs from base 1 to 1155 and encodes 384 amino acids. The record is from RefSeq and is a predicted model, not a curated record. The transcript is spliced from 9 exons.